AAUAUCCUUGAAAUAAUAUUUACUUGUGGAUAACCUCAAAUUAUCCUGAAUAUAAACAGGAAUUAUUUGUAUUCCAAUGAUGUGUUAAUUCUUUAAUUUAAACAAUUAGAUUUGAAGAAGUGUAUCUGACAACUAUGCUUGAAAUUGAUCCAGAUGUCAAAGUCUUGACGUUUGAAGUUUGAAACAAUUGCAAUAAAAAUGAGUGGCGCGGAAAAAGAUAUUGAAUUGUUUAUUUUCACUUUGAUGAAGGUGAACGAGCUCAGGGAGCAAGUGAAGUGUCCAAAAUGCUUCAAGAUAUUGUCAAAGCCAGUUGUGUCCAAUUGUUCGCACAUAUAUUGCUCAGCCUGCUUUGACUGCAUUGUCAGCUCCACUGUGCCAGGUAACAAAGCUGUAUGUCCUAUGUGCAAGGUUGUAAUGAAUAAGAGAAAGAAGACACCACAUCAAUCAUCUGAAUCAACUGUCAAAUUCAUCAACUCCAUUGAGAAUAAAUUGAUUAAGGAAUUUCAAUCCUAUGAUAAUUUGCUCGCUAAACUAGUAGUAGAUUACACAGAAUUCUUGGAGGAUAAGCAACAAGACAAUAUUGUAGAGCCAUUUGAUGUGAUUGCCAAUAACAGACCAGCUCUGAAAACAUACAAAAAUAAUACAAGAGUAAAUAGAAAUGAGCACCAAGAAAUUGCUGAUGAACAACACAGCUUUCAAAACAGUCAAAGUCGUGAAGACAUAAUCAAAUGGCUUACGGAUAACAAAAAUGAUUUUGAUAGAUUGACACAGACCACUAUGAAUUCUGAUAGCAGUGGUGAUUUUAUAUCUGAGUCGCACAAAAAGAGAAAAGUUAAGAGAGAUGCUAAGGAGAAGUUAAUGAGGAGGUGCAAAUCAUUUAAUGAGCAAGAAUCUGUUAAGAAAACUAAAUCUACGCUGAAGCGGAGGAGCACCGGUAACGCUGAUUUGCGUUCAAAAGAUAAAGUUAAAUUGAUCCAUCUAAUGCAGAAGAUGGAGGAUGAAUGUCUGGAUAACUUGAAUAAAGAGUUUACUUCCGGUUGGAAGAGGUUGAAAACUUUAAAUAGAAGCAGCAAGAAAAAAUCUCCGCCGCUCAAGAAGUUGAAGGUUCAGAAAUCGCAACAGAAGAUUAUGAAGACACGUAACAAGGCGGCAGAGGCUUCUGUAUCUGAUGUUGUUAAAUUAAAACAAAAUUUAAGUAGGACUGAAACUGUGGUGAGGGACGAUACAGUAGAUGAAAAUGAAACGACUGCUGAUGAUACAGUAGUAGCGGUUGUUGAGAAAGAUAAAUCGAAUUUAAAUAUAGUAAAAAACAGUAUUACUAAGCGAGUGCCAUAUGUACAUUUAACUAAUAUGGAAACCUUCUGGGAGAAGCAAGUUCCACAAUUGAUAGGAGAUAACAUGACCCAAUCUGAGUACAGCGUUUUCGAACCAAACGAUUGUCGCAAUGCCGAUAAUAAUAAAUCUAACGAGAUAUUUCAAAGCAAGGAAAUCGAGUUGGUCGUUAAUAAAAGCGUUGAAAAUACUUCGGCUGACGAUAAUGAGCUAUUCUCUUUGCCAACUCAGAAGGUGAUUGAUGUUGAAGACUUAAAUACAUCUUAUGAAGACAUGUUCAACAAAAUCGAGAGGAAAAUAGCGAAGGAUAUGUCUGGAGCAAAGGCUAGUGUUAUAAAGUCAGUGAUUCAAGAAAUCCAGCCACUUAUGCUCCAACUGGAUGCUAUUCUUAAGGACAAUGAUUAUUACAAUAUUAAAAAUUGGUUGAUUAUGGAUGCUUCCACGCAAACAUACUUUAAUCACGACGAGCGCAGAGUUGAAACUGAAGCUCGUUCAGUUCAAACUGAAGCUCUUGCAGUAAAAACUGAGACUCGUACAAUUCAAACUGAAGCUCUUUCAGUAGCAAACAUAUGCACACAAACGCAAAAAACUAAAUGUGAAGUCUGCGCAGUAAGAGAGAACAGACAUUUUGAUGAUAAAUGUAUUCAAACUGUAAACAAUGAAAUGAAAUCAGUUUUCGUACAAACUAAUGAAAAAGAUGAAACAAUUACCUUGUCCGAAAACCUAGAAGAUUUUAAUUACUCUACGCAGCAGAUGCUUAAAGCGAAUGUGAGUAGGCCACGAAGCCAAAAAAUUAAAAUUUUACAGAAUAUUGAUUUUACUCCGCCAAAGAAAAUGGAAAAUCGACAUAAAAUUGAGGAUACGCAUCAGAGCAUAACGCAAAUCAUGGAAAACUUUGAUAUCACGACGCUGGAGCUAAAUAAAAAGGAUGAGAAAAAAGGAGAGACGCAAGAGUCUAUUUCUCAAAUUAUGGACAAUUUGAGCAAACAAUCUGAUGUUUUACAAUCAGCUGUGAUUGUUAUUGAUGAUACUAAGACGGAGCCGAAACCGUCCACAAGUAAAGAUAUUCAAGUACUCUCAGACGACGAUGAUGAAGAAGAUGCAAUGAAUAUAAAAAACGCUCUUUCUCGGGCUUCGGAUCGAUUGAUGCAUUCGACGCCUCUUAAUGCAAAUAAAAGAAAAAUGAUCAAUAUUGGAUUGUCGGCGAUCAAAGCUAAUGAUGAUCCAUUGCUGAAUGCUUUGAUACAAACAAGUUUGCAGAACCAAAGUCAAAAUGAUCUGUUCUUGACUGUUGAUACACAGCCAAAGAAGCGAAGUCGCAGAUUGUCCUUCGCGCAGGAAAACUCAAAUAAGAACUUCAAGCGUAUACGUACGCCCUCUCCAGAAUCUGAAUCUGAUCAUGAGAACAAAUUUAAAAGGAACAACAAACGCUUCAUGCAAGAGCAGGUAAUGGUGCAGUUCGAUACGCAGAGUCAGGCGAGGAGUCCACUGGCUAAAAUUCAAUUAUCCUGCUCUUCAGAUUCUGAAGUGAACAUGGAUUUAGUUGAGGAGGUUUGGAAGAAAUUUGAUAAAGGUAUGCUACGUAAAUCACCGAAGAAGAAUAAGAAUAAAAUGUUGAGUCCGAAAAAGAAGGGUAACAGAAAAUCAGACAACAUUCAGGAUCUUAUCAAUAAAUGCGACUUGCUGGUGGAUAGUGUGACGAAGAAAUUGAAUAAACCUCCAUCGGUUGAUCGUUUUGAUGACAAAGAGAAUGAGAUUGAAGAAGCAAUGGCCAAUUUCAAAUCAGACGAGAGCGUGAAGAGUAAAAAUGCAACAGUCGUAAGCGGAUCAGAUGAAGAAUUGUUUCAAUCAGAUGCCGAAAUUGACGUUAUAGAAGGCACUCCGAGUAAAUAUAAGCGUAUCGACAGAACAAUCACUCCACCACGUGAGUUCCAAGAUUCAGCGGAUAAAACACUGGUGCCUUCGACACCGCCCAAACGUAACAUCAUUGAUUCUCCGGUUAUUAUUUCACAAUCCGACGCGUUCUCUCCGAUUACAAACCUGAUGUCUAAUAAGACCUUGCAAAUGCCUCGCUUUAUGUCCCGGUCGUUCAUUGAGAAGAAGUGCAGCACGCCGAAAGCUCAAUGUAACCAGUUAUCUUUAAAGACGUUUAUGAAGAAGAAUAAACAGGAAGAGAAGAUUACCUUUGAGCGGAAGCAGCCCAACGUAGCUUGCACUAGACUGGUGAAGGAACAAAUCAUCAAUAUAAUGGCUAUGGCUCAAAAGAAGUUGAUAACUUAUAGUUCGAACUUCAGCGAGAAAGUCACCCACAUGAUUGUUAACACGAACGAUGAGAAUCAGGUGAAAGAUGAUACCAUCAAGUACGUUAACGCUGUAGCUUCAGGCGCUUGGGUGCUGAACUACCAAUGGAUCAUAGAUUGUUUAAAGCAUAAUGAAAUUAUACCCGAGAUACAUUACGAAGUACUGGAUUCUUCAGGACUGCCCGGGCCUAAAGAUUCCAGACUGUACAGUAAACUUAAACCUCUUUUCCGCGGAUUCAAGAUCUACGCUGCACCUCCAUUUACUUCAACAACAAAAGGAGACCUGGAGAAUGUUAUCACUAAGUUAGGCGGAAAAGUGGCUAAGUAUAUUGAUGAGUUUCUGGAAAAAGACGGAGACAUUUGCUUGAUAGUCACAGAAAGCAGUAACACGCAGCAGUUUAAUUUGUACGGAGAUUGGCUUGAAACAUUAAAGGUGAUCACUGUAGAUCUAGAGUGGUUGAGUAGAUCUGUGGGUCAGUAUAAGUUGGUGAGCGUGAGGAAGUACGCCUUGUGUCCGGAUGAAGCGAUCUGCGAUCUAGGAUAUCCGGAUGAGCUGAUGACUAUAGACGUCACUCAGCAGAGCUUCAUGUAA
Nicrophorus vespilloides is the source of this 4224-nucleotide messenger RNA. Its product is annotated as intracellular protein transport protein USO1-like. Gene Ontology annotation, molecular function: ubiquitin-protein transferase activity. Gene Ontology annotation, biological process: double-strand break repair via homologous recombination; positive regulation of transcription by RNA polymerase II; negative regulation of fatty acid biosynthetic process. Gene Ontology annotation, cellular component: BRCA1-BARD1 complex; BRCA1-A complex; plasma membrane. Bases 199 to 4224 code for a protein of 1341 amino acids. The transcript is spliced from 5 exons. The record is from RefSeq and is a predicted model, not a curated record. Lineage: Eukaryota; Metazoa; Arthropoda; Insecta; Coleoptera; Silphidae.